Camellia sinensis is the source of this 810-nucleotide messenger RNA. RefSeq lists its product as uncharacterized. NCBI's taxonomy places the organism in Eukaryota, Viridiplantae, Streptophyta, Magnoliopsida, Ericales, Theaceae. The record is from RefSeq and is a predicted model, not a curated record.
AUGACUAACCGCUUCAAACUUCGACUCUCUUUUCCAUCAUUCCAAUUCUGUCGUUUAAAACAUCGCUCUUCUUUCCCACACAUUCCAUGUCCAGCCACCUACCACUUCUCACCCAUCAACCCGAAAUCAUUUGACAUCUCUUAUUCCGGCUUCCCGGAGCCACCACCUUCAACUCCAAACCUUCCUUUAUCCAAACGCCAUGUGUCACCGGCUAAGAUCAUACCGGUCGACUGCGGAGGAUGUCGAUCAAAGUCACAUCACAACAAUAACACCAAAUCAUCACCACAGUAUUACUACGAAGAACAUCAAAACAAAGAGAAGAAAACUAAAGCAAGUAUUUGUAUAAGCACUUCCACUACAGCUGAUAGAGUUUGGUUCAGUACUGAAGGUAGUGACUACUACAAUGAAGAGACUGAGAGCUUCGUUUCUUAUUCGAGAAGCUUUGAUUCCUCUUAUGAAUUCGAUUACUCGUUGGAGACUAUAAGCGAGAGUAAGAAGAAGAAGAAGAAGAAGAAGAAGAAGAAUUUUGAUGUAUCUCUGGCGAGGAUGGUGGUGGAGGGAAAACUGAAGGGGGCGUUUGCGGUGGUGAAGAGGUCGGAGGACCCGAAAGAGGAUUUCAAGAGGUCGAUGAUGGAGAUGAUAUUGGAGAAAGAGAUGGUUGAUGCUGAGGAUUUGGAGCAGCUCUUGCAGUGUUUUCUAUCUCUUAACUCGCGACACCAUCAUGCUGCCAUUGUUGGAGCGUUUGCUGAGGUUUGGGAAUCUUUGUUCUGUCAAUCUCCUGAUUCUCGACAUGUUUCGAUGGGUCAUUGA